UCCAAAUUUCAGCAAAAUCUGAUAAUAAAUGUGGCUUUUAUGGGCUUAAGACCCUAAAUCGGCGGAUCGAUCUAUAUGGGGGCUAUACCAACCUGCUUAGCCUGCGUAUGGACAAAAACAGAAUCUGGGCAAAGUUUCACCUCAAUAUCUCUAUUUUUAAAGACUGUAGCAAGAUUUCAACAGGCAGACGGACGGACAUGGCUAGAUGGUCUUAGAUUUGUACGCUGAUCAAGAAUAUAUAUACUUUAGAGAGUCGCAAAGGAAUAUUUGGAUAUGUUGCAAACGGAAUGACACAAUGAAUAUACCUCCAUCUCUUGGUGGUGGGUAUAAAAAGCUUUAAACAUCGAAUAAUGCUUAGCGUAAAAAUACCAAAAAUUUCAUUAAUCGUUAUCUCCCUAUAAAAUGCGUAUGCCACCCAAUCAUGUUUCCGAUUCAAUAGGAUAUGUAAAACAAAUAAUGGCAACCCUAUGCUGGUAGAUCGAGAGUAAAAAGCAAGAGAAUGUUAGAGACAUCACGUUGAAGCGAUGAAGAUAUUCGCCACCAACAAAAAGAAUGGUAAAAAUUAAAUUCGCUUCUUUCGGCAGCUGCAUGCCCUUUAUGCCAUGUAUGUUUGUACGAGUAUGAGACUACAACGAACAAUUUCAAGGCGAUGGCAAUUCAGUUUAACGAUAAAAGCCGAAGCAAAUGGAUGUGCAGCGUUUGAUCGACGAAGUUCGCGUAAGACCAGGAUUAUGGGAUAUGCAACAUCCCGAUAAUAAGUCAAGAACAAUAAUACCCAAGCUAUGGCAAGAAGUGGCUGACGCUCUAAAGGUGGAUGAUGUUGAGCAAUGCAAACGAAAAUGGAAAAAUGUACGCGAUGCCUAUCAUGCUCUCGUUAAACGCACUCGAAAACGUAUAGAGAAAGACAUCAAAAGGGGUGUUUAUGAUCCUCAAAAAGACUACGAUAGCAAAUGGAUAUACUACAAAUCGUUGGAAUUUGUCAAGGAUUGUAAGCGAAAACGUCACUCUAUGGAAUGCCGUGGGGAUCAAGCAACCGAGCAGCAAGAGGCUGAUGAGGAGGAGGAAGAUGAAGAGCAAAUACCCACACAGGAUACCAGUCGCAUUAAAAUUGAACCCGGUUUCAUUAACAUCGAUGAGUUUCAAUUCAACGAAGACGAGGAGGAGUAUGAAAAGGAAAAUGCUGAAUACAGAGCACAAUUUCUUACGAAUACAAUGAGCCCCGAUGAACUGCUUCAGAAUUUGCCAGCGUCCACCACCAUCUACAGUGUGAGUAAUGGCACUGGGAAAAAGUCCCCGCCUGCGCCUCCUCCCAUCACUCAGCCAGUAAAGAUUAGACCAAUUGCUGCACAAAGUGAGCAAAAUGUUCAGUUUCUUGAAAAUCUCCAUCAGGAAGAAGAAAAACUCAUGAAGGCCACACAAAAGGAUAUUUUACAAUGCUCAGAUCAUACCGCAGAUCCGGAUUAUAAUUUUCUUGUAAGUUUUAUGCCUCAACUGAAGCAGAUGAAUGCUUUGCAAAAUCUACAAUUCCGUUCCCGCAUGUGUGAUUUGGUGCUGAACAUUAUGGCUCCAAAUGUGGGUCCACCUCCUUUGACGGCCAGCCCGGCUUUGAGAAUUCAACCGCAACCAUCCCCUGCAGCACUUCAAAAUAGUGGCGUCAGAAGAAACGCUGAGCAUAUAACCAUUACCACACCUGCCGUAUUGUCUAGCCUGAUGGGACGACGUUAGCAAAUAUUCUCGUGAAGAUGAUUUAUUUUUAUUGAACCACCAAAUGUAUUAUUAAAAAUUUUUUACCAAUAAAUUUAAUUUAAGAUUUU
Messenger RNA from Stomoxys calcitrans (stable fly), 1814 nucleotides. RefSeq lists its product as uncharacterized. The transcript has 2 exons. The record is from RefSeq and is a predicted model, not a curated record. Gene Ontology annotation, biological process: regulation of transcription by RNA polymerase II. Gene Ontology annotation, molecular function: DNA binding. Gene Ontology annotation, cellular component: transcription regulator complex; nucleus. The coding region runs from base 685 to 1725 and encodes 346 amino acids. NCBI's taxonomy places the organism in Eukaryota, Metazoa, Arthropoda, Insecta, Diptera, Muscidae.